UCGUAGUCCUUCCUGUCUCGCGGGCGUCACCAGCUGGGGCGGCCCGAGCCAUUCUCCCAGUUCGCGGGAUGCCGCCGGCGCCCGUGUUUUGCGGGAGUUGCGGGACUCAGCGCGCUGCACUGCGACGCCCCAAGACCGGCCAAGCGCUGUGCCGAAGCUGCUUCGCGGCCGCCUUCGAGGCGGAGGUGCACGACACCAUCGUGACGGCGCGGCUUUUCCAGCCGGGCGAGACAGUGGCCAUCGGGGCGUCGGGCGGAAAGGAUUCCACGGUGCUGGCGCACGUGCUGCGCCUGCUGAACGAGCGCCACAGCUACGGUCUGCGCCUGUUGCUGCUCUCCGUGGACGAGGGCAUCGCGGGCUACCGGGACGACUCGCUAGCCGCCGUCCAGCGCAACCGGGGCCGCCUGGGCCUGCCCCUGCACGUGGUCUCCUACCGGGAGCUCUACGGCUGGAGCAUGGACCGCAUCGUCCAGCACACCGGCUCCAGGAACAAUUGCACCUUCUGCGGCGUCUUCCGGAGGCAGGCGCUGGACCGGGGCGCCGUCUUGUUAGGGGCAGACAAGAUCGCCACAGGCCAUAAUGCGGAUGACGUGGCUGAGACAAUCUUGAUGAAUUUCCUGCGGGGUGACGUUGGCCGGCUUCAGCGCUGUGCCGAAAUCCUGACGGGUGGCGAGGGAACCCUGCCUCGCUGCAAGCCACUGAAGCACGCUUGCGAAAAAGAGAUCGUGCUUUAUGCCUACUUCCAAGGCUUAGACUACUUCAGCACCGAGUGCGUGUACGCCCCCAAUGCCUACCGGGGCCAUGUCCGUGCCCUGCUAAAAGACCUGGAAGCUAUCCGACCCAGCUCAGUGGCUGACCUGGUGCACUCGGGGGAGCGUCUGGCUGUCCGCAAGGACAUUCGCUUGCCCAUCCAGGGCACCUGCCGGCGGUGCGGCUACUUCUCCAGCCAGCCCCUUUGCAAAGCUUGUGUACUGCUGGAGGGGCUCAACCGUGGACUCCCUAAGCUGGCCAUUGGCAAAACCAACCGCCUGCAGAAGGCUUUGUUGGAGGGGGAAAAGCCAGAGGCUGGUUUAGAAAUGGAGGAGAACUCAAGGAAAGCAAAUCGAAUUGGAAGGACAAUAGACUUCUGAAUGCCCCUUUUUUAUGCCUACAUUUCCUGGUCAGGUUUGCUGAGGUGGGAUGGGAUUUAAAAAAAAAAAGAUUCUUAAGAAUGAAUUGCAUAGAUCAGGCAGUUGGGAAGCAACUCACCCCCAUCCCAGUUGCUGGACCACAAGUCCCAGCAGCAUGGGCAAGGGUGAUGGUUCUUUGGCAGUAAUAUUGCAAAAAUCAUUGGAUUCCCAGCUGUGGUGCUGGUUACUAUCAGUGUGUUUGCACUAUAAGGGCAGGAACCACAUUCUGUGCCGUUCUUGCCUCUUUGGUGUGUUGGGCUUCAGGCCCCUUCCUCCUCAUUCAGCCUUUGCUACUGUUGGCUGGGAGUUGUGGAGACGGCCCGCACAUUUGGAGGGAGGAGGUUGUGAUAGAGGUUGCUUUCUGUGCAUUGCUGCUGUUCCCAAAAUGGUGGUUGCAGCCACAAGGUUAAGGGUGGCCUCUAGUUGCAGAAGAAUGAGACCAUCCUUCACAGAAAGGAGCUCAAGGUUGGGGCGGCAGAUGACCAUUGUUGCCUUGCCUUUUUAUUCUUCCUAUCUUCACAGAUCAGCUCUCCAGGUGGUUCAACUUUCUGAGUGAUCUAGAAAGUCAACAGUAACCAGGCUCAUCAGUUGAGUUAAACCAGGGGUUCCCAACCGGAGGUGUGUGAGACGAUAUUCCAAGGGGUGCAAAAACUUGGAUUUUCAAAAUUAUAGUGUAUAUGCAUAAUUCAUUGCCGUUAUUUCAAACUUUUGUAAGGGAUGCAAGAAUAUGUCAGAAGUGUUCUAGGGGUGUGGGGUAUAGAAAAGGUUGGGAGCCGCUGAGCUAAACUAAAACCAUAGUUGUUGGCUCAGCUAUGAUUUGUUGAGCAAAUCUCUGAGGAAAGUGGGCGACUUAGAAAUAUGAAAUAAAUAAACCAUGACAAAUAAUAGAACUUUAUUUUGGUCCUUGAUUAUUAUAAAAAUGCAAUCAAUAAAAUGAACAACACAACAAAAACCCAUUGAGUCCUCUGCACCUUCAGCAUUUGAGUCCCCCCAGAGGGUAACUUGAAAGUGAAAUUUGAAAGGUAGCUCAUAAUUCUUUAUGUCUAGUUUUUUUUUGUAGAAUAAUUUCCACCAGGGAUAGAUGAUUCAUGUAGGAGUCACCAUCCUUCUGAGGUCAGUUUCAGGUCAGCCUAUUUUGUUUGAAAGAAGACAAGCAUUGUCAAGAAAUGUUUGGCUGACACUGAAAUUUAGGAUUUUGUUACAUGUAUGUUUCUACUGCUCUUUGGCAAAUGGAGUUGUCCUUAUCAAGGUUCAAACUGCUGUGUGGUCUUUAAAAUAGCAGAAUUUUUUUUGGCUUCCUUAAAAAAUUGCUUUGAAUAUAAAUUGUUCCAAAUUUGUUGCAUCUCCCUUUUCAGCCACCACGCUACUGGCUAUCUUGCACAGCUAGAAAUACCCAGCCAUCGCUUGCUCAGUGUCACAAUUCUCCCAUUUGCAAUUUUGGAUGGCAGUUGUUAAACAGUAGCCAUAUCUGACAGGCUGUGUCGCCAUGAUUGUGAAGUAGUGAAAACCACAGAAAAGGUAUUUGUUGCUCCUUUUGUAGACAUUUGAACGAGGUUUGUCCUCCUGACCAUUAGAUACCUUAAUUUCUCACCCUCAGCCUAUGCCCAGAUUCUCCUUAGAGAUGAACUACCAUUUAGUAUUACAUCCUGUUGUACUAUCAUUCUACUUGAACCUUCAGCCCCUCAUAAAGGAACUCCUAGGAAGAGACAACCAUGGGAACCUACCAUGACUAUGGUUUGAGGACAUCUGGGGAUUCCCCAAGACCAUUUGAGAAGUUUGCAAAAUCAAAAUUAUUUGCCAGAUAUUGAAGAUAUUUGGGGACAUUUAAAACAAUGUCACUUCUCAUUAUUUUUCAUUUGUUAAAAACUGUUUUUUCCCACGAACAAUAUUUUAUUUACACUAAUAUCUAGUAAAGGAGUAUCCAGCCUUGACAACUUUUAAGACUUGUGGACUCCCAGAAUUUCCCAGCCAGCAUGUUGAAGUCCACAAGUCUUAAAAUUGCCAAGAUUUAACAUCCCUGAUCUAGUGGAUUUAAUACUGUGCAUAUUUAUUUUUACAUGAUUGAAAAUUUCACAAAUUUGUUAAUUUUAAAUAUAGCAAACAUCCAUAAAUAUAACAUACGCAUACAAAAGCUCAUCCAUCAUUUUUAAAAGUGAGAAGGAAGUCUGAGGGUAAAAAAUGUAAACACUUUUAGCAGAAAAGACCACUCUCACCCAUAAUGUAGCCGUAUUUUGUCUUUCUGCUACAAGAAUGAAGCAAUAAGCAUCAUCUAAUAAAAUUGCGUUUCCCUGA
Crotalus tigris (Tiger rattlesnake) is the source of this 3461-nucleotide messenger RNA. It is a transcript of the gene CTU1, whose product is annotated as cytosolic thiouridylase subunit 1. Gene Ontology annotation, molecular function: tRNA binding. Gene Ontology annotation, cellular component: cytosolic tRNA wobble base thiouridylase complex; mitochondrion. The coding region runs from base 69 to 1130 and encodes 353 amino acids. Gene Ontology annotation, biological process: tRNA wobble position uridine thiolation. The record is from RefSeq and is a predicted model, not a curated record. The transcript is spliced from 2 exons. NCBI's taxonomy places the organism in Eukaryota, Metazoa, Chordata, Lepidosauria, Squamata, Viperidae.